Molecule: messenger RNA, 2632 nt
Organism: Durotheca rogersii
Lineage: Eukaryota; Fungi; Ascomycota; Sordariomycetes; Xylariales; Xylariaceae
Exons: 1
Coding region: 60-2030 (656 amino acids)
Source: RefSeq, a predicted model, not a curated record
GCCCAUCGUUCGAGAUUGCUUCGUUUUUCUGCCUCUCGACAUCGGUUGAGGACUGGAUUAUGCCCCCUCGGCUGAGCCUGCGCCCUCUUGGGCACCGCCGUCCUCUCUUUCUCAAGGCGCAAAGUUCUGAGUGCAAUUCUGUUUGUUUCUUCUGCUCGCUUUCUGUUCAAUUUAAUGCGGAAUCUCGCCGGCGUCCGAGGCGCAGGUCGCAAAAUCCCCGCCGCCUCCUGUCUUCCGCCUCAGCCGCUGCCUCUCUAACGGCUUCCGCCGAUCCCGUAGUCGUUGCAGACCCCAGAAGGGAGCUGGAGAGCGUGCUGCUCGAGCUGCAGAAGCACGCCGCUAACUACGUUAACCUCUCCCGCUUGCAGCUGGCCCUCAACAGUCUGCGCCAACCGCCCGGUCACGAAUCCAUACGAGUCGCCGUCCUGGGCCUCAGCGAUGGCCCGGAAUCGGGCCGCACCGCGAAGCAAGUGCUGAAGCUUCUGCUCGCAGACCCAUUAAAGGCCGAGGAGGACUGGGAGAAGGAGAUUGAAGGCUACGACUUAACCCGGCCCGUCAUCGUACGCGUCGGACCAGACCUGCCCCAAGAGCUUGGAUCGGUGUCCAUCCUGAAGGAGAGCCCAUUGCGCGAGGUCAACGUCUCGUCGGCGACUCUGAAUGAGCAUAACCUCGAGUUGCUGCUUGCGGAGAUAGAUCCUCCCGUGCCUGUACGAGGGUCUACAACUCUGUCGCGACUCGAGGAUUCGGUGUUGGUCCCUACCGUCGAAAUCCCCACGUCGAGUACGGGGAGGCACACCCCCAUCACCACCCCGGUACACAAGGCCCUGGUUGUGGCUGAGGGUAUCUUGGGCGCAGCAUCGGUAGUGCCGGCGACCGCGCUGGAAAGCAGAAAUGUGGUGGCAGCAGCGGUAAACUUGCCAGACUAUAAACCCACUGAUGCUACCCCCUUGCCUUUUACUCCUAUAGAUAUCGGAACCGCGAACGUCGGGCUGGGGCUCGUUCGCAAUAAUCUCGGCGAUGCUAUCAAAUUCGAACACCUCUGGUUUCAAAGUAAUCUCCCGCAACUGGUUGAAUGGCUGAAGGCCGACACGGUGACGUCUCCGGAUAAUACGACCAAACUGCCCGUCAGGGCGCUCAUUGGCUCGCUUCUUAGGAACGCAUCCGCGGCGAUACGCGACGAGGCGGCCCGUCGGGCUGGCUCAUCGUUAUCCGCGACGUCGUCCGCGUCCCUGAAGACUCUCCAGGCGAGCCUUGAUGAUUGGGCCGAGGGCGCGCACACCGAGUUGCAAGAACAGCUCGACCUAGCAUUCUCCAGCAAGCGAUGGCGCACGCUAAGUUGGUGGAAAUUGUUCUGGCGUGUGGACGAUGUGGGGAUGAUCACCAACGACAUCCUCAGCCAACGAUUCCUGCCGGCGUCGGAGAGGAGCGCCAUAUUUCUGGCCGGACGAAUGAGAGAAUCCGGCGUCGCGAUAGGGCCUUUCCCCAACCCAUCGGAUUCCGAAGGCCCAUCACGACCUUCGAGUGGCCAGGAUAGCGCAUCUACGCUUUCCGAUGCCAAAUCGGCUCCAUCGCCGCCAGCGGUGCCCUGGCCGGUGAACAUCCCCGCUACACGGCGCUACCUCCAAACAGAAACGAUCCCCGCCCUGCAGGCGCUGGCGCAGAAGCUCGUGAUGCAGAAUCUGAGCACCUCGGGUCUCACCACCGCGCUUGGCGUGCUCGUCUACUGCGGCACCCUGACCACGACGCUGUACGAGGCCGGCGCGGUAGCGGCGCUGGGCAUCGUGUGGAGCAUGAGACGCAUGCAGGAGCGGUGGGAGGCGGCCCGCGGAUUCUGGGAGGACGAGGUUAGGGAGGAGGGCCGCAAGGCCGUCCGGGGCGUCGAGGGUGUCGUCGGCCAAGCCCUGUCGUCGUCGUCGUCGCCGGGUCGGGCGACGGACAGGGUGGACGACGGGGGCGAGGGUCGGGUCGAGCUGGACAGGGCCAAGGGCCUGGUGGAGAGGGCCCAGGAGAUUCUCGGCCGGCUCAAGUGAGGCGUCGUCGGCUUCCUCCGUUCCCCCCCCUCUCCCCUCUCCCCUCUCCCCCUCUGUAGAACUAUCGACACCUGUGCAUAGCAUACUGGCAUUGGCCGGGAGAAUCUGAUGAUACCAAGACGGCAUGAACAUUGACACUCUAUACUGCUACCGUUGCGGGCUUGGCCUGCCUACCUGCCUGCCUACCUGCCUGCUCGCCCGCCCGCCCGUGUAGUCCCCCCGGAAUACCCAAUGCAGCGCCACCGCGUGACGCCGUGAGCUUGUGACCUCGCCCCCCAUCUUCCCCCAUUCCUUCAUUCUGCGACCCCUCUCUGCCUCUGUAUGCGUCUCGAGGUAACACGCGGUUUGGGAAGACCGCCGGCGAGAAAGGGGGGGGGGAGAGGGGGGGUUGGCGGGGGGUUCCUGUCCUUCCCCCCCCCAUUCGCCGAUCCGAUUGAAGCCAACGUCCGACCUUCCUCCCGAAGUGUGCGAUUCCCGUCUGGUGGUGCACGACAUUUGACAUGGCAUUUCGAGAACUGCUUGCUUGCUUGCUUGCUUGCUUGCUGCUGCUGCUACUACCUGCCUGCCUGCCUCCACCACUGCACCGCUGCCACGACGGCCAC